AAUCACACACACAUAUAAAAACCAAAUGAUAUUAUAUCUCGAUCAACAACGGUAGUAGUCCCACACGCCUGUCUCGAACACCUUCAUUUACGCGAUCUAAAAAUGGCCAUAGAACACGGAGGAACAACAGCACAACCAUUAUUACCAACAUCAAAACGCCGAACAUUCAACCGAUCAACUUCAUACGCGUACGAUGAACUCCAUAGUUUUCGAUCAUGGCUACGUUGGAUGUGUGUCGAUCAGUCUAAUAAUUGGACUGCAUCUUUAUCAUGGACAGUUUUCAUUAUUUUCACUUUUAUCAUCCCAAUUUUGUCUCAUUUUUAUCUCGCGUGUAGCGACUGCGAUAACCGACAUGCCAGGCCGUACGACAGCCUGGUUCAGUUGUCGCUUAGCGCAGUCGCUACGCUUUCGUUUGUUUCGUUGUCUCAGUUUAUUAGGAUUUAUGGGCUGAGAAGGUUUUUGUUCUUUGAUAAACUUUGUGAUGAAAGUGAGAUCGUCAGGACCGGAUAUACUGCACAACUUAAUAGAUCACUGAAAAUACUCUCCAUCUUUGUUGUCCCAUGUUUUGCUGCUGAGAGUGCAUACAAAAUAUGGUGGUACACUUCGGGUGCCACAGCCAUCCCCUUCUUGGUCAAUGUUGUAGUGAGUAAUACAGUAGCAUGUAUCCUGGAACUCUUCUCUUGGCUCUACAGAACGGUGGUGUUUUUCCUCGUCUGUGUCCUCUUCCGCCUCAUUUGUUACCUGCAAAUUCUCCGCCUACAAGAUUUUGCUCAGGUUUUUCAAGUUGACUCUGAUGUUGAGUCUGUAUUGAGGGAACAUCUUAGGAUCAGAAGACACUUGAAAAUCAUUAGUCAUCGUUAUCGUGUUUUCAUAUUGUUCUCCCUCAUCAUUGUCACUGUCAGUCAGCUUGCGUCCCUUCUCAAUACUACACGCCACACAGCACAGCUCAGCAUCUUUAAAUCUGGUGAACUUGCCCUGGUUUCCGUAAGCCUUCUUGCUGGCUUAUUGAUUUUGCUGAGGAGUGCAACUAGGAUCACCCACAAGGCACAAGGUGUGACGUGCCUGGCUGCCAAGUGGCAUGUUUGUGCAACAAUUGAUGUCUUUGAGACACCCGAAGCUGAUACUGAAACCCCAACAACAGCAACAGGUGUUCCUGGGAAUCCUGGCAGCCAGGCUUUUCCGUGUGAAGCAUCAUCAUCCGACUAUGAUGAUGUUGGUAGUGAAGAAGACGAGUUGGACAAUACUAAACUGAUACCAGCCUAUGCUUACAGCACAAUAUCUUUUCAGAAAAGGCAAGCUUUAGUGACUUAUUUUGAGAACAAUAGAGCUGGGAUAACAGUAUUUGGUUUUAUGCUGGAUAGAACCUCACUACACACCAUAGUGACAAUAGAGAUGUCACUGGUGUUAUGGUUGCUUGGGAAAACCAUCGGUAUUUCUUAAUUUACAUAACUUAAAAUGAAGAAAAUCAACUAGACCGCGAAAGAAAGAAUGCAGCCAUUUGGUUGUGUAGAUCACUUACACCAACAGGGCUGCCUACAUCCAUUUUGAACACUGUGAACUUUGCAUGAAAGUGCAUUGACGUGUUGAUAUCAAGUUAGAAACAGAGGAGUAGUUUGGGGAAUGUGAGUUAAUUUGCUGUGUUGAGAGCCUGCUGAUUAUAUUGUGUAUGGUUCAUUUCAAUUUGAAGUCAUUUGUUCAAUCAUUCUUUUUGACUGUGCUAUUUGUUCACUGAUUAAACUUGAAUGUACGUAACAUUAUGUGCAGUUGGUAAUAUAUGUGCCAUAUGUUAAUA
Molecule: messenger RNA, 1792 nt
Organism: Erigeron canadensis
Lineage: Eukaryota; Viridiplantae; Streptophyta; Magnoliopsida; Asterales; Asteraceae
Exons: 4
Coding region: 103-1440 (445 amino acids)
Source: RefSeq, a predicted model, not a curated record